Manduca sexta (tobacco hornworm) is the source of this 1669-nucleotide messenger RNA. RefSeq lists its product as uncharacterized. The record is from RefSeq and is a predicted model, not a curated record. The coding region runs from base 664 to 1308 and encodes 214 amino acids. NCBI's taxonomy places the organism in Eukaryota, Metazoa, Arthropoda, Insecta, Lepidoptera, Sphingidae. The transcript is spliced from 2 exons.
UUGUAAGCCUAUUUAUUUAAUAUAAUUGUAAUGGGUUAUAUAUUAUUAUUUUGUUUACUUGUAUAGCUUAUAAUUGAAUCCUUAAAGUAUAUUUACUGAAUGAUGAACCUUGUAUUGUUUUAAUUUAAAUGGCAACAUUGUAAUUUAUGUUUGAAUCAAGCUGAUUCCUCUAAUAUUCAUAAACAUACUUAAAUUGUCAAUUAUAAUUGUAAUAAAUCUUAUAAUGAAUAUUGAUAUUGUAAUUGCUUUUGUAUAAGUAGUAAAAGUAGCAAAAAGGAAAAUUAAAACAAAUGGUAAGUUUAAUUAACUGAUUUAUUGCUCAAAAAAACAAUGAAAAUAUGUCUACAGUUUUAACAAAUAGAAUAACUAAUAUAAAAAUAGUUUUAGAAUACAUUUAUAAGCAAUGUUUAAAAUAAGACGGUAGUUUGACUCGUUGGACAACCGGAUGGAGAUAGGCUCGACGAGUCGUGGUGUGCGCGAGUGAUGAAGCGUUGUAAAAAGUGGUAAAAAAAAUAUAUACACGGCACCGAAAGACUGUUACAAGUAGUUUUAUUUCCAGCAACUUAUGUUCCCGGGAGUGACCCUAAUAACUUCAGAAGCGGAAUCGGCGAAAUCAAUUAUUGCUUUCGAUCUACGCCCACCAAGAUUAACUUUCAGCUUACAAUGGAACGUAAGACUGAUGCUAAUAGAGAUCCAGAGGUGCCCAGGUAUGAGGGCCAAGGUCAGAACCGAAGUGAGCCUAGGUACGAGGGCCAGAGUCGUGAUCGAAGUCGGCUCAGGUGUGAGAGCCAGGAUCGAGACAUGAGUGUGCCCAGGUACGAAAGCCAGGUUCGAAACUUAAGUGCGCCCAGGUAUGAGGGCCAAGGUCAAGACCGAAACGUGUCUGAGUACGAGGCCCAAGGUCGAGAUCAAAGUCGGCUCAGGUGUGAGAGCCAGGAUCGACACCGUAGUGCGCCCAAGUAUGAAGGACAGGUAAGAACACAGAGGAUGACAUGUUCAGAACAACCAGGAAUAUCCCGGGUGUGCUAUACGGAGAUUGAUCAACACGAUUUGAGGAUUUCGAGACGAAAAGUGCAUCAUCCACAAAGAAUACAGGAGAGGUCGCUCCGUACGCCCGCAAGAUCAGUACCAGAUCAUUCGCUUUAUAUGGAGACCCGUGGACGGGAGAACAUUAGAGGAUGUAGCUCGAGCCAAGAUGAACAGAGGCAAGAUAAAGAAGAGUCCCCAAGUAAGAGAAAAGAUUUCGUAGUUCGUCAAGAGAGCCUGAUGGUUUACACCUAUCUAAUUCUAAAGAAUCAAAGAAUGUAGAUUCUACCAACUCUGUAUUAGAUAAGUUUCUAUCGAUUUUGCAAUCGGUCAAGGGUUCAGACAAGUCAAAUUUAACUUUUAAUGUUAACAUUGUUCCCGAAUUUGAUCCCAUGUCAAAGGAACAAACUGUCCUAACAUGGCUAACAAAGGUAGAAGAAUGUGCAGAUAUUUACGGCUGGGGAGAUAGGGAAAUGAUUCAUUAUGCUCUUCCAAAGUUGAGUGGUGUCGCCAAGUCUUGGUACCAAAGUUUACCAACAAUGUUGUUUACGUGGGCGGAAUGGAAGAGGAAACUAAUUGAAUCCUUCCCUGUCCGCGAAGACUACGCUGAACUCUUGACUGAAAUGCUCUCUAAAAAGGUAAA